Oryzias latipes (Japanese medaka) is the source of this 4910-nucleotide messenger RNA. Its product is annotated as KN motif and ankyrin repeat domain-containing protein 1-like. Gene Ontology annotation, biological process: negative regulation of actin filament polymerization. The record is from RefSeq and is a predicted model, not a curated record. NCBI's taxonomy places the organism in Eukaryota, Metazoa, Chordata, Actinopteri, Beloniformes, Adrianichthyidae. Gene Ontology annotation, molecular function: protein binding. Gene Ontology annotation, cellular component: cytoskeleton; cytoplasm.
GCUCAACAAAAGGUGGAAAAAGGUGUCUGCCAAAAAAACUUAUAGUGACAAAGUGACGUAAAGGUAGUAAAAUAGCGAUUAACAAAAAUAAACAGUCCACAUUUCCAUCUCCUUUUAUAUCCCCACUGCAGGAAAGAGUGUGUUUUUUUUUUACUUUUGCCAAGGUGUUAAUAAUUCAUAGAUUAAGAAGGUGAAAUAUAUAAAACUAUAAAUGAGAAAAAGUGCCAAAAAAUAAAGUUUUGGCUCCCUCACUCACAAAGACAUGAAAUUAAGUGUUUUAUAUGACUGUAGAUUCAUUUUGAAAUUUUUUAGUGUAGAUUUUUGAAUGUUUUAAAUGGUUUGUUGUUGGUUCCCAAAACCUAAUGUGAUUUAUUUUUAGUUUCCUGAUCACAAACUUUGUUUGGUUUCUUUCCUGUUUAACCUUACAGGUACAUACUAAAUCCUUUCAAAAUGCUGCAGUAUAAAAACUAAAGGAAGGCUCUUUAAAUCAUCCUGGGAACAAAAGCUGCUUACAGAUGGGAAAGUGAUAUGACAUAGCGCUGCACCAACUCAAGGUUGUGCACCGAGGCUGCUCAUUUUCCUCCCUGCAGUUCUGCAGAAUUAACUGUGUUUGCCGAGGAUUGCAUUUCCACUAAGCCAGCAGAGUAAGUUUAGCCGUUAUUGACUCAUGGACUUGCGCUUAGACAGGGAAAGUUGUAGAAUAAGAAAAAAAGGAUGUGAGGGGAAAAUAAAGUUUUGUUUUCUGGUUUUCCAAGCUUGGAUUUCUGAACCGUUUGGGUUUUCUGAAGCACCAUCAUGGCUCAAGGCAGCUACACACUGAGGCUUGUUUCAGGUCCAAACGCUGAAGAAGCCAUCCCGACCCAUCUUGGUGUUGAUUAUAAUUACCAGUUGGACAGAUUUCAAAAAGGCGCCACCAUUAAACGGCUAAGCCUUAAGCGGAGGCCCAGAGUGGUCCUCAGUGAUGCAGAAAAGACAGUUUCCUCUAGUCAAUGGCAUUCUGCUGAGUCCUUGUCAUCGUCCAGCAGUGAUGACUUCAGAUUGUUGGGCAUGUCUUCUUCAGCGAGAGGAAGACCACCUCUUCCUCCAUCACACAUUUCCUCACAGGACAGUAAAAUCUUCAAUAGUGAAGACCCAAGUCCUUCUCGGAUCCCCUCCGGAUCAAAGCCCCAAUCAGCUCCAAGAUCUUCACAGAGUGGCGUAAUGGAAAAGACAGAGACCUCAAAGCUCUUGAAUCAGGAUGUGGUGGGUCAGACACCACCUCAGCCUCUUCCCCGUAGACGGUUAGCCAGCUUUGGAGGUGUAAGCUCCCCAGGUUCAGUCUCCCCUUUCACAGGUCUGAACGCAUACAAUCAGAGCAACAACAACCAUUCAUCUGAUGCAGAUGUCCACCUUGGCUCAUCUCUAGGAAGUAGAGGUAGCACAGGCUGCCUGCAGCUAAGCCCACAGAGCUCUGGCAGGAGCACUCCAGUGUCGGGUCCCAUGCACCUCCAACAUGUCCGUGACCAGAUGGUGGUAGCGCUGCAAAAGCUGAAGGAGAUGGAGGAGCAGGUGAAAAUGAUUCCUGUCCUCCAGGUAAAGAUCUCCGUUCUGCAAGAGGAAAAAAGGCAACUUUACUCUCAGUUGAAGAAUCAGAAUGACAACGAAAAUAUAAACAACUUGAUCUGGAACAGAUCGUGUGAUGUGGAAAUGACUGACAGUGAGAAUGAUAAAGGUGCUGAUGAAGAACUGGCAGAUCCUGGAAACUUCAAGGAAGUGAGGCAACUAAGUGAAGAGAUGGACGCAUUGGAAAAGGCCAUCAAAGAGGGACCUUUGCAAGUGUGGCAUGGUAAAGGUCCAAUCUCCGUGCAAGGCAAGGCUACCAAGUCUGUUGCAGUUGGAACUGAUACAGAUAUGGUCCCUCCUAAACCUUCAAAGGUAGAUAAAUCUGUGCACACUGAACAGGUGGAGACAAGAUCCAUAGCAACAGAAGUUUCUGAGGUUAAUCUAGGCAUUUAUGCUGAACAGGAGGCAGAGCUUAUUGCCCAGCAGCUACUGAACGGUGCCUUAAAGGAAAGAAUUUGCCACUUAGAGGCAGAGUUAAAAGAAUCAGCUUUCCAGAUAGAACUGACUCGUCUCAAAUUGGAGCUUCAUGUUGCAGGCGCCAGGAACCGGGCUGACAAGGCCUGCUUGGCCAGGCCGUCCACCGCAAGUAUCGGCACAGAAAUCAAGCCAUUCACAAAAAGCCAGGGAGCCGGUAAUCACACGGAAUUUCGAGAUGCAAGCACAGGAGAGGCAACAGGGGUAAAAAAUGUGGGAGUCUCUUGUGGACCAAAGAGGAAAACUGUAUGUGUAGGACCUGAUUUCCCCAUGAGCCACUGGGAGAUACGGGAGCGAGUGGAGAACAAAGAUGCAGCUGUGGGGAUUCAGAUUUUCACUAACACCCUUGGAGUAGGAACAGAGAUGAAGGUCCGUGAUGCUGGAAGCAACACAGAAAUGCCAGCUGAGAACAAUUGGUUUAAGAAAGAAAAAGUUAAAUGUCUCUCAGUAGGUUGUGGAGAUUUUUCUAUAAAUGACAGUGCGGUAAAGGACAUGGUUUCUAAGUCUGUAACAACAGAUCUUAUCAGGGGAGUUGAUCUGGGAAUCAUGGCAUCUCCUGACACAUCUUCACAGCGAACCAACACUGUCUCAAACCUAGUGUCUCGCUUCACCAACACCAGACAAGCGUUCAUUAAUGACUCCAGCACAAACACACUGCUCAGCACGCAGGACAAGCACACCAACACUACCCACACUUUGACCCGGACAGUGUCUGUCGGCAGCAGGGUCAGGGACUUCAUGUGCACCACAGAAUACAGAAGCGUUGGUGUCAAUACUGUAAGCCUGCAUGAAAGUAUUUCCAGAGACACACCCGAGACCGUGAUCAAGAUAACCCGAGACUCUGGAGUUGGCUUUACAAGCAUUUAUGAGAAUUUUUUGGUUGGACUGAAAACUCGGAACAUGGCCUCUGGACCAUCCCAUCUUCCUGAUCCGGUUAAGACGAAGAGCGUUGGGGUUGGAGACGGGAGGGUACAGGAAUUUACAGUUACAUCUAGUACGUCUGGGCAUACAACGCAGCAGUGCCAGAGAGGCCAUGAGCUAAACCAUUACAUAGACAAGUUGCAUAGGCUCCUGAGUGAGCACGGAGACCUGCUCACGGGAGUAGGAGUUGGCAACAGCACCUCCAAGACGGUGCAAAGCGGCAACACUAUGUCUGAAGAAGGAAAAGAAAAGCACAAACGUUUUUGCUCUGAACCAACGGAAUUAAUCCGAUCAGAAAGUUGUCAUCUGGAUUUUGUUGCUGCAAAACUGGAGAUGCUGCCCACACCUCAACCCUUAGAUGAAGACUGUCAGAGCACAACCAACGAAGCAGAAAUGUGCCAUCGGAGCAACUCUGAGGUGAAAAGAAUGAUUCAACUGUUAGAGCAGCAGGCGUCCUCCGCAGCUCUACAAGACAAGCCAACAAACAUGUGUAAAUCUGUGAUAAAGAAACCAAGCGGUGACCAGAGCUGCAGCAGCAACAGGAAGAACAUGAAGUUUGUGGAAGCAGCAACAGGAUUAGACUUUAUGUUAGUACAAGAGCAACAAGAAAGAGGAGAAAAUGAAACAUUUGGGAAGUUUUCUCCACAAGGACACCAAGCGACAAAAGGGAAAGAAGGGUUUAGCAAGCGAUUAAAAGACACAACUAAGUUACACAAACAACAGAGGUACAGGUUAAAUGAAAAGAUGUUUUCAGCUUGUCAGAUUUUAAAGGCACAUCUGAGCGAAGCCACACCCCUGUCCAACAAGGAAUUGCAGGAGUGUCUUCACACAAUCAGUCAGGAGUGGUUCUCUGUUUCCAGCCACAAGUCAGCUUCUCCCGACACAGUUGACAAGUACUUAUCAAUGUUUGAGCUCAUUUCAACCUCGGUGCUGCAGCACAUCGCCAACAUGGCUGACGGCAGUGGAAACACCGCUCUCCACUACAGCCUUUCUCACUCCAACUUCGAGGUUGUCAAAAAACUGCUGGAUGCAGGGGUGUGUAACGUGAAUCUGCAGAACGCAGCAGGUUACACCCCCAUCAUGCUGGCUGCCCUCUCAGCCGUGGAAAAUCCAGACCACAUGAGGGUGGUGGAGAAGCUCUUUGCCGCAGGAAACGUCAAUGCUAAAGCCAGCCAGGCUGGUCAGACUGCUCUCAUGUUGGCUGUGAGUCACGGCAGGAGGGACAUGGUGGAGACGCUGCUGGCUCAGGGGGCGGAUGUCAAUAUCCGCGACGAUGAAGGCUCCACGGCGCUGAUGUGUGCAAGCGAGCAUGGCUACGCUGACAUUGUGAAACUGCUCCUGGCACAGCCAGAGUGCGAUGCCACCCUGACUGACAGUGAUGAAAGCACGGCCUUGUCCAUCGCCUUGGAGGCGGGACACAGUGACAUCGCAGUGCUCCUUUACGCUCACACUACUUUCUCCAGACAGACAGGGGCUGGUGCUCGGCGCAGCGGCAGGUUCUCCUCAUCUUCAGGAGGAAGAAGUGUGUUUGAGUGAAGGAAUGUAUCAUCAUAAACGGGUGCUUGCUGAAUAUCAAAGUUUAAACACCUCAAGUCUUUAGUUAGCUUCUUAAAGAUCCACUUUUAUUUAUGAUUAUGCCAAAAUCGUGUGACAUUUUCUUGGACCUAAUGGCUGCAGAGUUCUGCAGUAGUUCAUUAGAAGUUUGCUUCUGAGUUGUGGGCGUACCAACCCCGCCCCCAUUCCCUUCCCUGUUGCUGAGAGCUCAGAGCAGGGAGCUUUUUGCCUGUCCAGUGUAUUUUGUACAGAACAAAUAAGCACUUUUUCAAACAGCAUGUUUUCAUCUGUCCCUGAUUCACAACGAUUUGAAUAAAGAAAUAGUCAGAAAUGCAGUUUUAACCCUUGUGCUAUCCUAG